AUGGCGGACCAAAUUUCCAGGGCUGUCUCGAACGGCUCUGUGUCGGGGAAGCAGGACGUCCAGAAACUCGAAAAUGCCCCUGGCUCGACCACCAACGACGCAGGCCACCUGAACGUCGCCCACAUGACUCCAGAGCACAGGGCCCGGGUCGAGAAGAGCCUCAAGCGGAAGCUCGACCUUCGGUGCUCGCUCUUCGUCGCCAUCUACAUCAUGAACUACCUGGACCGCAACAACAUUGCCGCGGCGCGUCUCAAGGGUCUGCAGGAUGAUCUGCACCUCGAUAAUACCCAGUACUCGACAUGCCUGAGUAUUCUAUACGUCGGCUAUAUUCUCAUGCAGAUCCCUUCCAACAUGCUCAUCAACGGCCUCGAGCGACCUUCCCUGUAUCUCAGCAUCGUCAUGCUGGUUUGGGGUCUCAUCUCCACCUUGAGUGGAGUCGUACACGACUUCAAGGGCAUGGUGGUGACGCGGUUCUUCCUGGGUUUCGUCGAGGCGGCUUUCUUGCCUGGUGUGCUGCUGAUCUUGUCCAAGUGGUACACGAGGAGCGAGCUGACCCUGAGGAACGCUAUCCUCUUCUGCGGAAACCUCAUCUCGAAUGCCUUCUCGGCCCUCGUCGGAGCGGGUGUGCUCUCAAACAUGCAGGGCACCUUAGGCCACGCUGCCUGGAGGUGGCUGUUCUGGAUCGAGGGUGGAGUGACCAUGGGUAUCGCCAUUGCCGCCAUAUUCGUCCUGCCUGACUUGCCUCACAACACGCGUGGUUUCACCGAGGAGGAGCGCCAGGUCGCGCAGCUGCGGAUGAUCGAGGAUGUGGGCGAGGCCGACACCGACUCAAAGGACCAAGGCGUGACAGAUGGACUGGUCAUGGCAAUGAAGGACAUCAAGGUGUGGUUGAUGAUGAUCACAUUGUGUGCUUAUGUCGUCGGACUGUCGUUCAACGCCUUCUUCCCAACACUCACUGGUACCCUUGGCUUCGGUUACGUCCCGACGCUCUUGAUGAGCAGCCCUCCUUGGUUGUUCUCUUGCAUCGUUUCCUUAAUCAACGCUCUUCACUCGGAUCGUACCGGAGAAAAGUUCUGGCAUAUUGUGGGCCCCAUUGUUGGAGGCCUGGUCGGCUUCAUCAUCUCGAUGUCCACUCUCAACGUUGCUGCCCGCUACGUUGCUCUUUUCCUCCAGGCAAGCUCAUAUGCGGGGUUCAUCGUCUUCUACUCGUGGAUCUCGUCAUCGUUCCCUCGACCUCCCGCCAAGCGUGCAGUUGCUCUGGCCGCCAUCAACGCCUUUUCCCAGCUGGGCAAUAUUGCCGGCUCCUACGUCUGGGAUUUGUCCGAGAAUGGGUACCGCAAGUCCUACGGCAUCGUCACUGCCAUGUUCGGUGUCACGGUUCUCGGCUGCUGGGUGUUCAGACUCACGCUCACCCGACUCAACAAGAAACUCGAGCAGGGCGAACUUGUCGACUGGGACACGAGAGAAGAUGUUGCCAACCAGACGGCACAGAUCGAGGGCGCCACUGUGAACGAGGCGCUCAACAUGAGGAAGGGCUUCCGAUACCUCGUAUAA
Diaporthe amygdali is the source of this 1554-nucleotide messenger RNA. Its product is annotated as tartrate transporter. NCBI's taxonomy places the organism in Eukaryota, Fungi, Ascomycota, Sordariomycetes, Diaporthales, Diaporthaceae. Gene Ontology annotation, biological process: transmembrane transport. The transcript is spliced from 4 exons. Gene Ontology annotation, cellular component: membrane. The record is from RefSeq and is a predicted model, not a curated record. Bases 1 to 1554 code for a protein of 517 amino acids. Gene Ontology annotation, molecular function: transmembrane transporter activity.